Molecule: messenger RNA, 2501 nt
Organism: Ornithorhynchus anatinus (platypus)
Lineage: Eukaryota; Metazoa; Chordata; Mammalia; Monotremata; Ornithorhynchidae
Gene: CXXC1
Product: CXXC finger protein 1
Exons: 17
Coding region: 210-2081 (623 amino acids)
Biological process (GO): positive regulation of DNA-templated transcription
Cellular component (GO): Set1C/COMPASS complex
Molecular function (GO): zinc ion binding; DNA binding
Source: RefSeq, a predicted model, not a curated record
CGGAACGGCGGAAGCGGAAGGGGCCGAUCGGGGCCCGUCCACCUCGCCGGCGGCCACUGCCUCCCCGUGGGAUCCGGACCCAACAAAGAGACGCCCCUCGCCCAUCGCGGGACCCCCCCCUGCCCCGGCAGGGCGACGCGCCAUGGCUCUUCCUCUCUCCAUGGAUAAAUCAAGAAGUGACUGUAUAGUUGAAAAUAAAUGAGUCAGGCAUGCUGCUGGUCGAGGAGGACAGUGAAUUUUCCGACCAAGAGAUGGUGGCACUCGGGGAAGAGGCCAAAUCGGAGAAUGGAGAGAAUGCCCCCAUCUAUUGUAUCUGCCGCAAGCCAGACAUUAACUGCUUCAUGAUUGGCUGUGACAACUGCAACGAAUGGUUCCAUGGCGACUGCAUCAACAUCACGGAGAAGAUGGCCAAGGCCAUCCGGGAGUGGUACUGCCUGCAGUGCCGAGAGAAGGACCCAAACUUGGAAAUCAAGUACCGGCACAAAAAGGCCAAGGAGAAGGAGCGGGAAAGCGAACGGGACCGGGAGGAGAGCAGGAAGAAGGCGGCUCAGGAACUGGCUCUAGAGCAAAGGCGGGCAGGAGCCAAGGGCUUCGUCACCUCCCCCAAACCUGGGCGGGAUGGCAGUAACCAGCAGCAGCAGAUCAAGCGGUCGGCCCGCAUGUGCGGGGAGUGCGAGGCGUGUCGCCGCACUGAGGACUGCGGUCAUUGCGACUUCUGCCGAGACAUGAAGAAAUUCGGGGGUCCCAAUAAGAUCCGCCAGAAGUGUCGCCUGCGUCAGUGCCAGCUCCGGGCCCGGGAAUCCUAUAAGUACUUCCCUGCAGCGGUGAGUCCAGGCCCAGCAGAAGAGUGGGAAGAAGGGACCCUGGAGAAGAUGCUGCGAGUUCGAGAGGAUGAGCUGCAGAUGCUAAAAGAGCAGUCGGAGACAGCCGCCACCCCCGAGCCUUUGUCCGACGACGAUCUGCCCCUGGACCCCGACCUCUACCAGGAUUUCUGCGCUGGAGCCUUUGACGACCAGAAUCUACCCUGGCUGAGCGACCCUGAGGACGCCCCCUUCCUGGAUCCCGUGCUCCGGAAACGAGCGGUGAAAGUGAAGCACGUCAAGCGGCGGGAGAAGAAGUCCGAAAAGAAAAAAGAAGAGAAGUACAAGCGGCACCGACAGAAGCAGAAGCACAAAGAUAAAUGGAAACACCCUGAGAGGACAGACCCCAAGGAUCCCACCUCCCUGCCUCAGUGCCUGGGCCCCAGCUGCAUCCAGCCUGCUCAGCCUGGCUCCAAGUAUUGCUCCGAUGACUGUGGCAUGAAGCUCGCUGCCAACCGCAUCUACGAGAUCCUGCCCCAGCGUAUCCAACAGUGGCAGCAGAGCCCGUGCAUUGCGGAGGAGCACGGCAAGAAGCUGCUGGAGCGGAUCCGGCGGGAGCAGCAGGGGGCCCGAACACGGCUGCAGGACAUGGAGCGGCGCUUCCAUGAGCUGGAGGCGGUCAUCUUGCGAGCCAAGCAGCAGGCCGUGCGCGAAGAUGAAGAGACCGUCGAGGGAGAUAGUGAGGACACCGAUCUGCAGAUUUUCUGCGUGUCCUGUGGCCACCCCAUCAACCCCAAAGUGGCCCUACGCCACAUGGAGCGCUGCUAUGCCAAGUAUGAGAGUCAGACAUCCUUCGGCUCCAUGUACCCAACCCGUAUUGAGGGGGCAACCCGGCUCUUCUGCGAUGUUUACAACCCACAGAGUAAGACCUACUGCAAACGACUACAGGUCCUCUGCCCCGAGCACUCCCGCGACCCCAAGGUGCCUGCAGACGAGGUCUGUGGCUGCCCGCUGGUGAGGGACGUCUUUGAGCUGACCGGAGACUUUUGCCGGGUGCCCAAAAGGCAGUGCAAUCGGCACUACUGCUGGGAGAAGCUUCGCCGGGCAGAAGUGGACCUGGAGCGCGUGCGCGUGUGGUAUAAGCUGGACGAGCUAUUUGAGCAGGAGCGCAACGUGCGAAUGGCAAUGACCAAUCGAGCUGGCCUGCUGGCCCUGAUGCUACACCAGACCAUCCAGCAUGACCCAUUGACCACAGAUCUCCGCACCAGCACCGACCGCUGAGCCACACUACCUCUGCCUGUACACUGGACCUCAGGCUGGAGGACAAUGCUCCCUGCUUCCUUCCUCCUUUGCUGCUUCCAGUUUUUUAAACACAGAUUUCCCCAGGGUCUCGCUCCUCACUUGACGCCCCCGAGUGCUCAAGGAAAGCUCUUGUCAGCCCCAGCCUCCCGCACACCCCUGGUCAGGGUGGGAAGAGGAUCACCAGCUUCGUCCGCAGGCCUGGGGUCAGGGCCCGAAGCUUGGGAAGGGAAGGAGGGAGCUGAACUGCCUCACUCUCUCUCUUUCCCUUUCCCUCUUUUUAGCUCCAAGGCAUUAGGAGCUGGGGAACUGGGAGAACCUAGGGCUGUAGAGGGCUGUGGAAGCUGAGGAGUUGAGGAACCCGGGGCCUUUAUUAUUAAUAAAAUUUCUUUUGAAAAAAUA